AUGGAUAUUUUUUCUACUUCCACUUUUGUUGAAACGCCCACUAUUCCUCAGAUAACGCUCGCCGAUUAUCAGGGUAUUGAGAAUACGGGCAGGAGCGAUCAGACUGCGGUGCUCGACACUGCAGCCAGAGCGACACCCUCAACAUCGAUGAUCCAGGAACACGAUCCCGGCAUACCCAUUCCUCUGCACAGAAGGACCAGGAAGAAGAUCUGGCCUCGUCUGACAUUUCCAACCGCUUAUUACAGCAGACGAUUUGAAGUCGUCAUAGAGCACUUCAAAAAAGCUGUUGACAAGCACGAUAGACUUCAAGAUGUGGCUCACAACAUCAACUACCACCCAGCUAGGGUAGGGCCUACACCGGAGGAAGCCAAACCCUCUAUUCUCGUUCUUUGCCGGCAAGAAGAUACUUCCGACUUGGUUUCACUCUUUGACAGCGAGCUUUUGGCUCGAAUUCAGUGUGCCAGUCAUUCCCGGCUACGCCUCCCGUCCGUAAUCAGCGGCACGCGCACGAGGACGGGAAUUACACUGCCUGACUUUUGGGUGUACUACUAUCCCUCAGCAACAAACCCGACCACUCGCAAUGCCGCAUCAGACAUCGAGUUUUCCGAUGUCCAUCUGUCAUCUUCCAUCACAUUCUGUGGAGCUUUGGUCGAGUACAACGGUCGUAAGGCAACCAUUGGUCUGACUAUCGAAAUCGACGGCAUGUCACGACUACUCACGGUUGAGCAUUUAUUCGAUGAGGCGCUCCCUCGCACAGACAAGAUUAGUCCUGGAGUAGAUGAGGCCAUCUGGCUAUACGAAAGCGACGAUUCGGAAGAUAGUUGCGAGGAGUCGGAUAACUUCGGCAAAGGCUACAAUAAGCCACUCAGCCAAAUACACAGCAUGAUUCCAGAUAUCCCUAACGAGUUUCUUCUCAACACCUCAGCAGCCGAACUCCUUCAUCCCUCAAUUGGAGACCUUGCUGCCGAACAACCAGCGGAGCGAGACUCCGAGUUUCUCAAAGCCAUGACAGCUCGAGAGCCGCUUGCGUGCAAGGCCAACGAAUCCAAAAUAUUGUUGAACCAGGUGAAAAGGUUCCCUACCUAG
Messenger RNA from Colletotrichum higginsianum IMI 349063, 1086 nucleotides. RefSeq lists its product as uncharacterized. The record is from RefSeq and is a predicted model, not a curated record. Lineage: Eukaryota; Fungi; Ascomycota; Sordariomycetes; Glomerellales; Glomerellaceae. The transcript has 2 exons. The coding region runs from base 1 to 1086 and encodes 361 amino acids.